AUGGAGCCCCCACUCCCCACACUCGGGCGGCGCCUCCCAGUGGCCAGCCGCCCUGUGAAGAUAGCGGUGACAGUGGCGGACUCGAAGGACCUUUUGCGAAAGGCGCCUCCAGUGGCCCGCAAGUGGGCGCUGCCGCCCCCAGGAGAUGUUUCUCGGCAGUCUUUUUGUGCUGGGGUUCUUUUCCCUCCCGUGUCUGCUGCUGCAGUUCGCACGCAGCAGCAGCAGCAGCGGGGGGCUGCAGCAGCAGGUGCUGCUGCAGCGGCUCACGGGCUCGGCGCGGCCCCCACCAACCCGUGGAAGCUGCCGACCCCGCAGCAGCAGCAGCAGCAGCAGCACCAGGAGCAGCAAGAAGCACUGAAAAAGUCCCUUGCUGCUCCCCCGGGGGCUCCUCCCGCUGCUGCUGCUGCUGCUCGAUCGACAGAAGCGUCUCCAGCAGCAGCAGGACAAGCAGCGCCAGCAGCAGCGGCACCGCCAGCAGCAGCAGCACCCGCUGCUGCUGCAGCAACAGCAGCAGCAGCACCCGAGGCAGCAGUGAAACCAGCAGCAGCUGCUGGCCCAUCUGGCGCUGCUUCUCCUUCUGCCCCUGUCUCCUUUGCUGCUCUCAAGUCUCCAGCAGCAGCAGCAGACUCAGCAGCAGCGAUUGGAAGCCCUCAACCCUCGCUGGAUGCUGGACUUAGCCUGGGGGGAGGUGUUUCUCUCUCGACGCUGAUUGCUAAAAACAGCAGGAAAUGUGGGACUUUAUGGUUUAGGGCAUAA
Molecule: messenger RNA, 756 nt
Organism: Eimeria tenella
Lineage: Eukaryota; Apicomplexa; Conoidasida; Eucoccidiorida; Eimeriidae
Exons: 4
Coding region: 1-756 (251 amino acids)
Source: RefSeq, a predicted model, not a curated record